AUGAAGCCCGUUGUUUUACUCACUUUGGUUGUUAUAACACUUGCGCAGCACAAUGAUACAGUACUGGAUGAGAUCGAGCAGCGUCGGAAAGUGAUGUUGGAACCAUUGGUAAGGAUUCUUAUUUGUUUUGGCUUUUGUUUUUAGGUUCUACAAAGUGAGACAACGGAAAAAUAGAAGAAAUUAGAUUUGACGUCUAGUACAAUAUAGAAAAGUUGAUUUUUGUUCGAAAAUGGAUUUCUCUUUGUACGAAAACGUUCUUAGAAGUUGCUUUGUUGUUUUUGGCAACUUUUUAACGCAUUUUCAUAUCUUUUUAUUGCCUUGUUUUGAUUAUCUUCUUCAUCCUUCAGCUGAAGAAUGAAAAAAUAGCCCGCUACAAUCAAAUAUGCUCAAUGACUAACUGGGCGUGUGAGAAGAAAUGUCGUCUACAAUACGGACAACCUACUGGGCAAUGUUCUCGUCCCCGAUUUGACCGUUGUUUUGAGCAACAGGUGCAUUAUAAUUACACCAAGGACCAUUCAAAGCCCUUCCCUCACGAGCUCGCUGUCCUCCGUUCUUUUCCAAAAUGUUGGGCUCAUCUCAGCCAGUUAGUUUGUGGUACCUAUUUCCGACCUUGCGGCACUUAUCGGUUCUUCGAAGCCGGAUUAUCAGUGAGUUUUUCGGCUAUAUUAUUUUAGAUGGGUCGAUGAUGUAUAAUAUUGAAAAUUCUCCAAGUUAAACGUAUUUUUUUCUUUCAGAACUUUCGAAUGGAGGUGUGGCAGAUAUAUCCGCUUCAUUUGUGCUCCCGGGCCGUUCAAAGUUGCGCAUUUUUGGCGGAGCAUGGGAUAAAUCUUGACUUAUUGGGGUGUCAAGAUCUGGAGAAUGAAAUUCAAGCCGAGCGCAAAUUGUUCGACACCACCGGACAAUGUAAGCUCAGAUUCAGUGGGAUCAACUAUUAUGGCGAGAGUGCUUGUCUCUCUCCACUUGUUCGAGUCCAUUCUGACUUUUCUCCACAGUACGCGAAGCCUUUGAUCGAUGAAUGUUACGUCCCUUGCAUGUAAGAUUUUUUCCGUUUUUUCUUUGACUUUUAGGUUGAAUGCAGUCUGAAAUUCGUAUUUUAGCUCAAGUUUCGUCGAAGAUCCAAAGGUUUUGAACACUUUUCGAUCCAUCUUGUUAUCCAUCACUGUUUUGUUGGCCUUUGUUUUUUGCGGCGCCUUGGUGAGUUUUUACGACGAUUUUUUUGGUGGACCACAUGUUUUAUGACAUUAGCUAGGUCUGUAGAAAAUUUUUUUAUUAUUGGAUUUAAACUUUUUCAAUAAAAAAAAAUUUUUUGAUUUUAAUUUUUUUAAUUUUUUUUUGAUUUUGCAAUUUCAGGUGAUAACACUCACCAAAAACUCCGCUCCAAAGUUUGUUCGAUACCUAAACCUGAGUAUUUUCACAUUUUCGGCACUCUUUUUUGGAAUGUGGACAUUCGCCUUGGUGACCCAUACUACCAUCGAAAAUAGUGCUGCUUGCGAAAAAGCAGGUCCCGAAUACAUCCGGAAAGAACUUCCAAAGUAAGUUAACAGCUUAUGACAAAAUUCAGAAGCUUUUUUCCCCAACAGCUAACCAUAUUUUUCCAAAAAAAUCAAAUUUUUCGAAAAUUUUCCCGAUUUUUGAUGACUUUGCAAAUUUUACUAUAUUUAUUAUUAAUUUUUAUGUUUUCAGAGGUGAACUAGACUCUUGUUUGAUUCAAUCAGCCAUUCUGCAGUUCCUCAACGUGGCCUCGGUGAUCUUCCUGGCCAUCCGAUUGGUCUCCAUCAUCUCCCCGAGUCAAACAAUCGACCCAAAAACAGAGAUCUGCCGAAACGGGCUGAGCCUUCAAUCCAUGGUAUUUGUAACUGUCAUGGCACUCAGUGCACUAUGCGCGGUCCUUGGAUUGUGGUGGAGACCAGUAAGUUCGGAAAUUUUGAAGUUUUUGAUAUUAUACUAGGUGCUGAUGAAAAAAUUGAAUUUUGUUUUCGAAUUGGAAGUGGAUGCUAAUUUAAUUUGCUCGAUUAGACUGGAAAUAGUCUUAGGCAGCUUUAAUAAUUGAAGUUUGUUGGUAUUUUGAUAUUGGUUUUGAUAAAAUUUCAAAAAAUUAUAUUGUAGUAGACAAGAAUUUUAAUUUUUUGAAGUUUUUUGAGUAAAUGUUGUCAAUUACAGGAGGAAUUUUUUCAGACAAUCAGUGACGGCCUGACGGGCGUUUGCCAUAUCCCACUUGGCCCAUUAAAACAAUCCGCGGCAUAUUAUGUUCCACUUGGUUUGGUCAUGUUGGCUCAAAUUGUUUUCUUAGGUUUUUAUCUCAAAAAUGCGGAAUCUCAAGCUCCGAGGACUCUGAAGUUUGGAUUAUUCCUAAUCUCAUUCAAUGUGACCAUAUUUGCGAUCACGAUUCUCAUCCAUGUUUUCUUGGCGUUCGAUUCUUUCACUGAAGUUGAGGUCCUCAAGGAUAAAAUAAGGUAAUUUUUUAAAUUUUUUCUUUUGAGUUUUAGAGUUUUGAAAUAAAAAUGGCUUAAUUAUUGCAGCUGCGUGUUGGAUAUCACAAGAAAUUUGGCCGGCCCCAGCUUUGAAUGGGAGAAAGAGUAGGUUAAAAUGCUAAUGCGAAGACUUAAGUUUUUGAUAAAAGUCAUUUUUAAUUGCAAUUUUUUAGAAUCCAGAAAUGCAAUACACGCCUAGCCACACCGUUUGAUCUUUGUUUGACCUUAUCUUAUGCACUUCUUUUACCAGCACUGCCGUUUAUAUUAUACAUGGCGGUCUCACUAAUUUUCCUGAGAAAGUACGACGAGGAAAUGGCAAGGUAAGUAGGGAAGGGAGUGAUAGAGAUUAUAGGGCUUGGCUGAGAGCUUGAUUUUGGAGCAGUAAAAAAUAUGAAGUUAUUAGUUGAGGUCAAGUACAACAAGAUUUGCUUGUAACUAUUGGUUGAGAUAUUCCUCAGAGAUGAUUUUAAGUUUAAAUGAGAGAUUAUGAAAUGAAUUUUAUUUGUAGCAACGAGUUUGUUCGAAUUUUUGCGCUGCAAAAAAUUUACGACCUUAUUCUAGAGCUGAAGCCGCCAAAAUUGAAGCAAGUGAGCCGCUACUCUGCGAAUCGAACCGAGAAGAACCAGCAAGCGUAACUGAGGAUCUCACAAAGGCAGAGAGACCCCCCAGACCUGUUCAUCGAUCCCAUUUUCGAUACCGUAGCCGCCUAUACAGCCUCCGAUCCAAGCGCUCCCGAUUCGCGGACUCGGCCCCCUCCAGAAGCCUCCAUUCCAUUCAAUCGGCCCAACUCACCCGUUAUCCCUCCACUCAUGCCACGAAGGACAGUAUGGCCUAUCAACACCCCCUAUAUUUCCCGACACCCGCAUCAACAAUCACCGCUUUUUACGAAGCCACCUCUCAAUACACAUAUUUGAUGCCCCCAAGUCGAGCAGAAGACUUUAGAGAACUGGACCUUUCCGAUCUGGGCCGUAGCGUCGCUUACUUUGACCUCCUCCAACGACAGGCGAAUCUGUGGUGCAUGCAAAACUUGAAUCAACAAAUUCCCCAGCAUGUACAAGGUCUUGUUCAAGGUCAUGGAGAAGCUGAUUUAGCCCAAGAAAUAAAGCCGAAUGAAUUGCAAACAGAACAAAUACAACAGUCAGGAAAUAUGAGACAAAAUGAAGCAGAAAGAGACGCGAAUUUCCCCCCUCAACAGCAGCUUCAUCAGAUGGGUCAUGGAGAAGAUAAUUUGUAUCAAAAUCCCCCGAAAAAUCCGGAAAUUGCGGAUGAAAAUGGAAGAACGAAGCAAGAGGAAAAUGUUGAACUAAAGACUUUGAUCAAAAACCCCUCAGGCAAAGAGAAGGAACAGGAUUUUUGUGAUGGAGAAGGUGAAAAAACCCCGAAAGUCCCGACCUCCCUGGCGGCGUACAGGUUCGACCCGGCAAUUGAUCAAAAUCGAAGCCAGAUUCUCGCGUUUUUGACCACGUAUCUAAGGGAAUGCCCGCAGAUCACGAAGAAGAUGGAAUUUACCCAACGAACUUUGAGGGCGAUGCAGCAAUUACUCGAAAAGGAUGAGGUUUUCUCAACUGUAAGUGGUGUUUAAUGAAGUUUGAGAUUACUUUUGAGCAUUUGGAAAUAGAAUAACGUCAAUUUUCUGAAAUUUUUUGUCAUAGAUAAUAUAAUUUUUUCGAAUUUUUCAAAAUUUUUGUCUAGUAUAAUAUACCUCCUUUCAGAUGUGCCAUAAUUAUCGCAUUGCGAACGGCCUGAACCCCGGAAGCGACACUCUAGGCGAAUCGAUUUUGUCGAUUAACCAAAUUCUCAAUAUGACGUCAUUAAUUACGGAUGAAUCCAUCCAAAUUCGACUGGGAAAGAUCACUGGAAUGGCGAUGAAACGGGUCACAGUGGAGAUGCUGGGCCCUGGUGGCCUCAGAAGGCUUCCAGAACCUCCGAAAAUGAAGAUCCCGACCUUUGGAUUGACCGCUCCGAGCGGUGUAAGCCUUGAUGUGGAGCCGGUGGAAGCGGCCAGACAACAAGAAUGGAGAGAUUUCCAGGCCAGACUAGCGGCAAAUCAAGGAAGAGAACAGUUUGGAACGUCGUCAGGAUCGAGCAGAGGAAAUGAGGGGAGUUCGAGCAGGAAAAGUAAUGAAAGUGAAGAAAAGAGUGGAGAAAAUGGAACAGAAGCCUCGGGAAGUCCUCGGAAAUCGUCGGAGAAAGGAUCUGAGAAGAAUUCGGAUAGUUUUAACUCUACCGGAAGCCCCUCAGCCCAUGAAAAUCAACCUGGACCGUCGACGGAACGACCAAAGUCUUCUGGAGCGCAGAAAACCCGGAAAUUGGAGAAAAUGAAGCCGAAAAAGGAAGAAAAUGAAGUGAAGAGACAGAUAGAAGAAGAUGAGAAGAAGGCUGCUCAAAGAAAUCAACCUGAAAAUUUGACUGAAGUAAAAGUUGUCGGCAAAAAAACAAGGGAAAGAAAAAGGCCCAAAAAAGGAAAACAAACCGCUCAAUCUUCGAGAAAUUUGAAUCACAGCAAUGUGACUUCACCAUCUCGCCCUGCCACAUCAGUCUCGGUGGUUUCUUCAACCUCACCCACAGCUAUGCACAGCACACCAAACACCUCUCAGUUCCCUGAUUUUCGUCAACAGAUGAGAAGCCAAGCCUCGCGAACCCCCCAGGGCAUGGAAAACAGAUCCAACGAAGCCGCCAACCGAUUCCUCAACGAUCUCACCAGCCAGCAUGCCAGUGAUAAUGAAAGCAACGGGUUGUAG
Messenger RNA from Bursaphelenchus xylophilus (pine wood nematode), 5212 nucleotides. Lineage: Eukaryota; Metazoa; Nematoda; Chromadorea; Rhabditida; Aphelenchoididae. The record is from the annotation of a GenBank genome assembly.